AUGGCGGCAUCCCGCCGCGGCCAGCCCGAGCUUCAAGUCCGACUUCCCUCGACUCCCAAUAUCUCGACCACGGGCACUGCCAAUACAUUACCCGAUCUACCUCCUAUAUUCGCUCUCUUCCUAAUCAACUUCGACGUCAAAGCUGGCUACACUAUCUCAUGGAAAGCUUCUAAACCUGGUGUCGAACUCGAGGGUGUCGUCGAAUACAAGUCUCUACCGUCAGGCUUGCACACAGUGCCUGAGGAUCUCAUAUACUUUGUCCACGAUGGUUUCGCAGGACUAAGCGCGUUCAUCAACGCGCCUGUCCAGGAUACUGAGGUUCGAAAUGCUCGAAUGCUGGCUGUUGGCGUACUGGUUCCCCUUAGUUAUGGGCGCUUGGGAAGAGCUUGGAGACAUGCCGAAGGUCUGAAGAAUAUGACUGCAGCACUUGCUGCGGAUGGAAAGGACACAAGCAUUUUGGAAGAGUACUGGAAGAAGAACCAAGCUGAUGCCGAAACAAUUGCACCAAGUGAAUCUAUCGAAUCGCCGUCAGUUACUUUCCAACAAACUUCCCGAAAGCCACCUCAAGGUCACCGUAGGAAUCGUUCGGCCUCGGAUGGAGCAGCUUUACUGGCGCCUGGACAUAGACUAUCCCCAUUCCAUCCCGCUUGGAGCUUGACAAAACUAUUAGACACUUUUGGACCCCUGAUAUUCCCUAUACAACGAGCUGCGUUGCUGCGAAAGCGUAUUUUGAUAUCGUGCCAUGCACCUAUACAAGAAGCUUGCAACUUCGUGUACAAUAUAUCUAUUCUAUCCAAUAUCCCCCAACCAACCUUCGACCUCCUCUCCACCAACUCACCCCCUCAUCGCCUACGACCCCUCUUCUCCAUCGGUGUCCACGACAUCCCCUUCCUAGUCGAAGACUCCAAACCCCGCCGCAACACCGACGAACCCACCGAAGCCGAGCGCGAAGCAGGAACAGGCUGGAUAGCCUGCACAACCGACAGCAUCCUCGCCAAAAAGGACACACUCUGGGACAUCCUCGUGACAAUGCCACCCCCAUACUCCACCAACGCAAAACACCACACCUGGCCCAAACUAGAAGGCCCCCAAGGCCUCCCCAUCAAAGCAACCCAACGCGACCUGCGCCGCUUCCGCUCCCUAAAAGCCGGCCUAACCCGCCUACAAACAAGUCUAACCACCUCCCCCACAACCCCCAACCCCUCAGACGCGGACGAUAUCUUCCUCUCCGAAGCCGAAGAAAAAGAAGUCGUGGAGCCGUUAAGUUGGGCCGCGCUCGCGUAUAACGGGUUCAUGUGGUGGGCCUCGGCAGGCGAACAAGCGCGAUCCGAUCGCGCCGAGGAAUCCGCGCAUGACGCCGAACUCCUCGCUGAUCUCACCGCACCCUCACCCUCGUCGGGAGCUAGAGGAGCCGAUUUAUCAACGUCGAUGGCUUCACUUACCCCCCGCGCUGCGGCGUUUGAGAGUGAUGAGGCGAGGGCGGAGUUAGCGGUUAUUGCGUAUUUCCAUCGAUUGACUACCCAGGUUCUCGGUACGUUGGCGGAUAUUGUGGAGAGUACUAGUGAUGAUAGUAGUGAGGAAGAUGAGGGGGAGGAUGAGGGGAGUGGGGAUGAGGAUCGUGCUGCAUUGUUACGGGAUGUAGGGGCUGAAGAGGAGUUGGAUGGACGAGGUAUUAGGAUUGGUAGUGAUGCGGUCGCGAGGAUGGGUCUUGAUGUGUGGAGUGCUACCGAUGCUGAAUUCAUCAAGGCGGCUGUAGCUGCGUAUUUUGGACGGAGAGCGUAUGUUGAAGGGAAGGGGGUUGAGGUUUGUGGAGUUAGGGUCUGUUGA
This is a messenger RNA of Hypoxylon trugodes, 1827 nucleotides long. RefSeq lists its product as uncharacterized. NCBI's taxonomy places the organism in Eukaryota, Fungi, Ascomycota, Sordariomycetes, Xylariales, Hypoxylaceae. The transcript is spliced from 2 exons. Gene Ontology annotation, cellular component: lipid droplet. The coding region runs from base 1 to 1827 and encodes 608 amino acids. The record is from RefSeq and is a predicted model, not a curated record.